CCCUACUGUGUGUUGUGUGUCAUUCCCCCUUCCUGGGCCACCCGGUCUGGUGGGGGGACCUGGACGAUCUGUGGAGACUACUUGAAAGGGCAUCUCAGAUAGAGGAACAGCACGUGCAAAGGCAGGGAGAGUGCACCGGAGGUUUGCGCCUAAGCCCUGUAGGGGAGGAGGGCCAGGCAGCCUGCAUCCACUGUUGGGCUGGGAACAAGAAGCAGUGGCUGCCCAUGGAAGAGGCCUGCAGGUCCUGAAGGUAGCUCCAGCUGGGAUGGUGAUGGAAGCUCCAGCAUUUCUAAGGGCUGUGGGGGGUCGAGCCCCACCGGGGGCACCCUAACCUCCCAUAGCCCACCAUCUGUGCGCCUGCCUCCUGCCCAUCCGAGGGCCACUCGCCAUGGGCGGCUGCUUCUCCAAACCUAAGCCAGUGGAGCUCAAGAUCGAGGUGGUGCUGCCUGAGAAAGAACGGGGCAAGGAGGAGCUGUCAGCCAGCGGGAAGGGCAGCCCCCGGGCCUACCAGGGCAACGGCACUGCCCGCCACUUCCACACAGAGGAGCGCCUGCCCGCCCCUCACCCCUACCCCAGUGCUCAGGACUGCGUGGAGGCUGCCGUCUGCCAUGUGAAGGACCUCGAGAAUGGCCAGAUGCGGGAAGUGGAGCUGGGCUGGGGGAAGGUGCUGCUGGUGAAGGACAACGGGGAGUUCCAUGCCCUGGGCCACAAGUGUCCACACUAUGGUGCACCCCUAGUGAAAGGUGUGCUGUCCCGUGGCCGGGUGCGCUGCCCCUGGCAUGGUGCCUGUUUCAACAUCAGCACUGGGGACCUAGAGGAUUUCCCUGGCUUGGAUAGUCUGCACAAGUUCCAGGUGAAGAUUGAGAAGGAGAAGGUGUACGUCCGAGCCAGCAAGCAGGCCUUGCAGCUGCAGCGAAGGACCAAGGUGAUGGCCAAGUGUAUCUCUCCAAGUGCUGGCCAUAGUGGCAGCACCAACGUGCUCAUUGUGGGCGCAGGCGCAGCUGGCUUGGUGUGUGCAGAGACCCUGCGGCAGGAGGGCUUCUCAGACAGGAUUGUCCUGUGCACACUGGACCGGCACCUCCCCUAUGACCGGCCUAAGCUCAGCAAGCCCCAUGUGAUCCGGAGCUGGCCCCAUCCUCCCUGGGCCCAGGUCCUCUGUUGCAAACUGGAACAAUGCCCCCUAGCCCCGUCUCAAGCUGGCUAUCUCCCGCAGUCCCUGGACGCCCAGCCUGAGCAGCUGGCCCUGAGGCCCAAGGAGUUCUUCCGAGCCUAUGGCAUCGAGGUGCUCACCGAGGCCCAGGUGGUCACAGUGGACGUGAGAAACAAGAAGGUCGUGUUCAAGGAUGGCUUCAAGCUGGAGUACAGCAAGCUGCUGCUGGCACCAGGGAGCAGCCCUAAGACCCUGAGCUGCAAAGGCAAAGAGGUGGAGAACGUGUUCACGAUCCGGACACCUGAGGAUGCCAAUCGCGUGGUGAGGCUGGCCCGGGGCCGAAACGCGGUGGUUGUGGGAGCCGGCUUCCUAGGGAUGGAGGUAGCCGCCUAUCUGACCGAGAAGGCCCACUCAGUGUCCGUGGUAGAGUUGGAGGAGACGCCCUUCAAGAGGUUCCUGGGGGAGCGUGUCGGUCGUGCCCUCAUGAAGAUGUUUGAGAACAACCGGGUCAAGUUCUACAUGCAGACAGAGGUGUCAGAGCUGCGGGCCCAGGAGGGAAAGCUCAAAGAGGUUGUGCUGAAGAGCAGCAAGGUGGUGCGGGCCGACGUCUGUGUGGUGGGCAUUGGUGCGGUGCCAGCCACGGGCUUCCUGAGGCAGAGCGGCAUCAGUCUGGAUUCCCGAGGCUUCAUCCCUGUGAACAAGAUGAUGCAGACCAACGUCCCAGGCGUGUUUGCGGCUGGCGAUGCUGUCACCUUCCCCCUGGCCUGGAGGAACAAUCGGAAAGUGAACAUCCCACACUGGCAGAUGGCUCAUGCCCAGGGACGCGUGGCUGCCCAGAAUAUGCUGGCGCAGGAGGCAGAGAUCAGCAUUGUGCCCUACCUGUGGACGGCCAUGUUCGGCAAGAGCCUGCGCUACGCAGGGUAUGGAGAAGGCUUCGACGACGUCAUCAUCCAGGGGGAUCUGGAGGAACUCAAGUUCGUGGCUUUUUACACCAAAGGAGAUGAGGUGAUCGCCGUGGCCAGCAUGAACUAUGAUCCCAUCGUGUCCAAGGUGGCUGAGGUGCUGGCCGCAGGCCGUGCCAUCCGGAAGCGGGAGGUGGAGCUGUUUCUGCUGCACAGCAAGACCGGCGACAUGUCCUGGCUCACUGGGAAAGGAUCCUGAGCUUGCAUGCAGCAGACUUGGGCAGGCAUGCUGGGGCACCAGGGACAGAGGCCAAGCCCUGGGGAAAGGUGCCAACCUCCAAUUUCCCAGGAUCCCCUAGGGCAGAACCUGAGCCCUCCCAGUGCUUACCACCGAUCGGCUGCCUAGCUCACUUCCUGAGAGGCCUCUGCUGCUUCCAAGAGAUGCUCACCUCCCAAGGCCUCAACUGCCAGGCAUUGCUGGCUGUCGAGGCAGGACAGGCCCUGCCUCUUCUCCCUCUAUUGCAACUGGUCCCCUGGAGGACCCUGCAACAUAUUAGACAUUAUCUUAAAAUUAAAACACACAUAUUUGCAGGUC
Messenger RNA from Rhinolophus ferrumequinum (greater horseshoe bat), 2647 nucleotides. RefSeq names its product apoptosis inducing factor mitochondria associated 3 (gene AIFM3). Lineage: Eukaryota; Metazoa; Chordata; Mammalia; Chiroptera; Rhinolophidae. Gene Ontology annotation, molecular function: 2 iron, 2 sulfur cluster binding; flavin adenine dinucleotide binding; oxidoreductase activity, acting on NAD(P)H. Gene Ontology annotation, cellular component: cytoplasm; mitochondrion. The transcript is spliced from 22 exons. Gene Ontology annotation, biological process: execution phase of apoptosis. The record is from RefSeq and is a predicted model, not a curated record. The coding region runs from base 389 to 2311 and encodes 640 amino acids.